AUGAGCCAAGAAAGAACGGAAUAUUUCAGUAUUCUUACUGCAAAGCAGCCUUAUGAAGCUACAGAGGCUAUUAGAAUAAGAUUGUCCCAAGCUAAAUUAAUAAAUAAAGAUUUCUACACUCUCUUCAAAGAUAUUGCAGAUUUGAAAAAGAAUUAUGUACAACAAUUGAGAAAAAUUGUUACAGAAAAUGAAGAUUUAAAUAAGCUAUUAGUAAAUCAGAUGUUAGAAAAUCAAGUUUUGACGCCUGAAGAAAUGUCAAAUUUCAAAUUUGAUUCAUUAGGUGAAUUAAAUCAAUUGUGGAGCGUGCUCAUUAAUAGCUUAAAGACAGAUUUAAAUUCCUCUACUGAAUUGUAUGCUGUUUUAAAUAAUCAAGUGGUUCAAAGUUUGAAAACUUCUACAGAAAAUGAUCGUCAUUGGUCCGAAAGUAAACAAUUACAUUCUAAAUUAAGUAAGGUCGCUGCCAGUAUCGAUUAUUAUCAAAAAGAAGGUGACCAAUCAGAGAAGCUAGAUGCAGCAAAUACACAAUGGGCUUCCGAGGUUCCAUAUUUGGUGGAAGUGUUUGAGACACUUGACUAUAAUAGAUUACAAACAAUUAAGGAUUGUUUAUUGUCUUAUCAAAGUGGUCAUAGUGAUUAUUUGUCAACCAUUACAAAUGAUUCUGAGAAGUGUAUGGCCAAAUUUUUGGAAUUCGAACCUAAAAACGAAAUUGAUCGGUUUGCUGCAGCUGCUAACGAAUAUAACUUUAUAUUAAGUAAUAGGCGUCAAGAUAAUUCAAGUAAACAACAUCAGCAACAAGAAAAACAGUCUCAGAAAGAUGAUAUAAGACAGCACAGUUCGAUUAAUAGUCCCCGAAAAAACAAAAAUAGAAGAAGUACAUUGGGUGAGAUCGGACACCGUUUCACCUCUUCUUCUACUGUUCUACAUCAUGAUUUAAUGAAUAGUGAAUUUUCUAGUUCAGAUAAUAACAAAAGUUUAAAUGGUAAAAAAUCGUCUCAUAAGUUAAGAUCAAGAGUUGGAUCAAUAUUUGGUAAGAAAUUCUUGAAUAACAGGAAAUCUCAAAUGUUUAGCUCAAAUCCUGUUAAAAAUACUAUUGCUGAAUCACGAAACUCAAGUAUAACUGAUCUGAGAUCUACUUAUAGUAACAAGUCACGACCUUCAAUGCCACAACAACAAUAUCGUAACUCUUCUAAUAAUAUUUCUUCAAAACAUACAUCAGUUCCUAAACCAAUUGUAUCAGCUGAAACUGAAACUUCCGAGAAUGUUCAAAUAUCACCUGUUCCAGAAACCCCAUCACAGAAUCAACAACAAGACAGCUCUACUGAACAUGAGUCUCCAUAUAUAAGCAACUCUACUGAAAUUACUAGUAUUGAAAAUAAUAGAUUAUCAACUCAAAAUAUUCAAGAGAAAAUACCUGAAUCUAAGCCCAUUAAUAGUUUGUCAAUGGCACAGACACCUUUACAACCACAACAGAAGAACAAACCAUUACCAUUAGAGCCACAGCAACAGUCAACACCAUCUGCAGAGCUACCUUAUAAUGGACUAGAAAACAUUAGAAAUCAUACUCAGGCUCCAGCAGUUCCUCCUUCUAGAAAACAAACCAUCAGUAAUCAUCAAUUACCUUUGACACCUGUAUCUGUCAAAAAGGAAAGUGCCUUGCAGAAACAAGAACAAGAACAAGAACAAGUUGGAACAACUUCAGAUCAACAAAAUACAUCUGUAUUAACUUCACAGAUAACUGGUGAAUUGGCCCAAUUGAAUCCACAGACAACUGGAUCUUCUACCACUUUGAGCGGCCAGUCUGUCUUCCAACAUGAUACAAAGGAUAUUGAGUCUUUUGGUUUGAACGCAAGUAUCGCCGAAGUCAUCAGUGCUACUUUCAAAGAAGGUAUUUUGCAAGAUUCUCAAUUAAUUGGUGAAAUUGCCUUAAAUUAUGUUUUGAAUCCAAAUGGUAAUGGGGAGUUACCUGUGGGAGUUAAUUUAAAGAUAAAUAACGCUGCUAAAUUUGAUAAGGUAAUUAUAAACCAAGCCUUUGUUGAGCAAGUAGAGCAAGAGCAUUUCAAGAUUAAUCCACAAUUUAUUGAUUCAAGGGUUUUGGGUGCCAUUAAAUAUUCAAUAAAAGAUCCUUUAGCACCUAUUGUGGUUCAUCCAAUCUGGAAAUUUGAACCACAUCAGGCCAGUGUUGUCUUAAAUAUUAAGAUAGCACCAUUUGUUCCAGAGAGAAUCAGAAGGUUGGUUUUAGAUGAUUUCGUUGUAUUUGCAUCAAUUGAAGGUGCAGAAGCUACCAAUGCUUUAUCUAAGCCUCAAGGUUCAUUCAGUAAAGAAAAGAAAAGAAUUACUUGGAGAUUUAAAGAACCUUUAGUAUUGGAUAGAGAUUCUAGUGAAACAAGAUUAAUAGCUCGUUUCAUUACCAACGGAUUGGCACAUGAGUCCGAUAAAGGUAUUUCUAUUAAGUUUAUUCUUCAUGAACAAGCUGGUGAAACUAUCGCAGUUGGAAGUAGUAUAUCAUUAGAAAACCAAGAAUUAGAUGUAGAGAAUCCAUUUGGGGGUGAAUGGAACGCGGUUUCAAGUAAGACCACAUUAGUUGCAGGUAAUUAUAUCGGAUUAGCUUAA
Molecule: messenger RNA, 2610 nt
Organism: Arxiozyma heterogenica
Lineage: Eukaryota; Fungi; Ascomycota; Saccharomycetes; Saccharomycetales; Saccharomycetaceae
Gene: SYP1
Product: Syp1p
Exons: 1
Coding region: 1-2610 (869 amino acids)
Source: RefSeq, a predicted model, not a curated record